Molecule: messenger RNA, 868 nt
Organism: Lagopus leucura (white-tailed ptarmigan)
Lineage: Eukaryota; Metazoa; Chordata; Aves; Galliformes; Phasianidae
Gene: STMND1
Product: stathmin domain containing 1
Source: RefSeq, a predicted model, not a curated record
CUUGGACUUGCAACAGGGAGCAGCAGAUGGUCCUCAUUUCAUCAUGGGCUGCAAUACAUCUAAAAGGGUUGCUGCAGCACAGCUGUCUUCUGAGGAGCUACAGAACAACCAUGAAGCCAGAAUCCAGACUACAAGUGACAGUGCUGACAAAACAUGGGCUGCCACCUCACACGAAGGGGCAGCUUGGACAGGGGACACUUCAGAGAAUGGAAGCAAACUUGAAGUUGAAGCCAGCGAGGGAGGCUUUCAUGAGAAAUCAACAGAAAGAUUUACACCGUCAGAAAAAAGAAGCAACGCACAAAGCACAGAUGCACUGCUCACCAGUGGGUUCAUCAGCAAAUCACGGCCCUUACAAGAAACAGAGAGACAAAAAUCAUCAGACAUUCUUGAGGAGUUGAGGAUGCAGGGAAUAAUCGGGAGCCAAAGUACUGCUGCCAGGACUGGAGAAGCACACGAAAACAAGAGAGAUGCCCUGGAAAAGAUGCUGAAGAAACCACCAGCUAGGCUGGAAAAAAUGUGGUUUGGAAACAAGGAAGUGAAUGAUUUUACAGCAAAGGACAUGAAGGCUGCUGAAGAGAAAGGAAAAAAAAAAAAAGAGGUUAGGGAAAAGGAGCUAAACAGGAGACCACACCACAUUGCAUUUUAUCCAGCAACAGCCCACCAAACUACAGGUAAACAGACUGAGGACUGCCCAAGUUUUCAAAGUCAAGAAAGCACAGAUGCCCCUCAGUCAUCACCUUUACAUGGUGAGAUAAAUGUACUGCUGCAGGAAAUAACUGCAGAAGAAACCACAAAUUAUUACACUGAGGACUUUACCAUUGAGUCUGAUAUAACUUACAACUGUAUCAAUGAAACAAUCUGGAUUUAA